Messenger RNA from Lampris incognitus (smalleye Pacific opah), 2409 nucleotides. RefSeq names its product protocadherin gamma-A2-like. Lineage: Eukaryota; Metazoa; Chordata; Actinopteri; Lampriformes; Lampridae. Gene Ontology annotation, molecular function: calcium ion binding. The coding region runs from base 1 to 2409 and encodes 802 amino acids. Gene Ontology annotation, cellular component: plasma membrane. The transcript has a single exon. The record is from RefSeq and is a predicted model, not a curated record. Gene Ontology annotation, biological process: homophilic cell-cell adhesion.
AUGGCGCAGAGAACAAUGAGAUGGCGGGUGUCGUUGUGCGUCUCGGUACUCUGCCUGACCGCCGUGCUCGGGCAGGUCAGCUACUCCAUUCCCGAGGAAAUGGCGAAAGGCUCUUUGGUCGGGAACAUAGCACAGGAUCUGGGCUUGGAUGUGAAAAGGCUGAGGUCGGGGAAAGCUCGGUUGCACACUGGGAAUAACGCGGAGUACAUCGAGCUGGACAGAGAAAGGGGAGCCCUCCUCGUCAGGGAGAGGAUAGACAGGGAGGCGCUGUGCGCGCAGACGAUGCCGUGCGCUCUACAUUUUCAGAUCAUUUUGGAAAACCCGAUUGAGUUUUACAGGGUCACGAUCGAGAUCACGGAUGUAAACGACAACGCCCCGUUUUUCCAGAAAGACUCGAUGAAAUUUGACAUCAGCGAGUCCGCCACCGUCGGGUCGAAGUUUGUUCUGGAGAGGGCGUUUGAUUCGGACAUCGGCGUCAAUGGGCUUCAGAGCUACUCAUUUCACCCGACUGAUAACUUCGUGUUAAAACUGCAAGGCGAUAGGGACGGCAGUAAGAAGGUCGAAAUGGUUCUGGAAAAACCUCUGGACCGAGAGCAGAAGGAGCAGAUAUCGCUCUUGCUGACUGCUGCGGAUGGAGGGGAGCCCAGGAUGUCUGGAACCGUGCAGAUCCACGUCACCGUCUUAGACGCAAACGACAAUGCGCCCCUGUUUACAAAGCCGAUAUAUAAAACGAGCAUAGUGGAAAAUUCUCAGAGAGGUACGGUACUAACUACAGUUAAAGCAUCGGACGUUGAUGUUGAUUUAAAUGGUUUGGUGAAAUAUUCAAUAUCCAGCAGCACAGUUGGUGUAAAGGAUCACUUUGACAUAGAUGAAGAUAAUGGCGAAGUGCGUUUAAUAGGGGAUCUUGAUUAUGAAAAGACGAGACACUAUGAAAUCGAUAUUGAAGCUAGAGAUCAAGGAGGUUUAUCAGACUCCAGCAAAUUAAUGGUAGAGAUCAUUGACGUUAAUGACAACAAACCGCAUAUAGAUCUUAUGUCGACGUCAAGUUCAAUUUCAGAGGACUCCUCUUAUGAAACAGUAGUGGCAGUAAUGAGUGUAAACGAUCCUGACUCGGAAAACAACGGAGUGGUUAAGUGUAGUAUCAGUGAACACAUCCCAUUUGCAAUACAAUCUACAGCCAAUGGUUUCUAUAGCCUGGUGACAGACAGUGAUCUGGACCGAGAGAGAGCCGCAGAGUAUAAUAUCAGUAUAACGUGUUGUGAUGAGGGAGUGCCCUCUCUCUCCAGCAGCGUCACUCUCACCUUACACAUCUCAGAUGUGAAUGACAACGCGCCUGUCUUUGAGAGGAGCUCAUAUGAGGCCUACAUUGUAGAAAACAACACACCGGGUCUCUCCAUAUUCACAGUGAAAGCCACAGACGCUGACUGGAACCAGAAUGCCCGUGUCUCUUAUAUACUGGAGGACUCCUCGGUUAACGGAGUGCCCGUCUCCUCCUAUGUGUCCGUCAGUGCUGAUAGUGGAGUCAUCCAUGCAGUUCGCUCUUUUGACUACGAGCACAUCAAGGAUUUCCACUUGUGUGUUAAAGCGCAGGAUGGAGGCUCUCCUCCACUCAGUAGUAACGUGACUGUGAAAAUAAUGAUCCAGGACCAGAACGACAACGCCCCUCAGGUUCUGUACCCAGUCCAGACCAGCAGCUCUCUGGUGGCUGAAAUGGUGCCUCCUUCAGCAGAUGUGGGCUAUCUGGUGACUAAAGUGGUGGCUGUUGAUGUGGACUCUGGACAGAAUGCCUGGCUCUCCUAUAAGCUGCAGAAAGCCACAGACAGGGCGCUGUUUGAAGUGGGCUUACAGAAUGGGGAAAUAAGGACUAUCCGCCAAGUCACUGAUAAAGAUGCUGUGAAACAAAGGCUGACUGUUGUAGUGGAGGACAACGGGCAGCCCUCUCGUUCAGCUACAGUCAAUGUUAACGUGGCGGUGGCGGACAGCUUCCCUGAAGUGCUCUCGGAGUUCACUGACUUUACACACGACAAGGAGUACAAUGACAACCUGACUUUUUACUUAGUCUUGGCUUUGGCUGUAGUGUCCUUUCUCUUCAUCACCUGCUUAGUGGUCAUCAUAUCAGUGAAGAUAUACAGAUGGAGACAGUCUCGCAUCCUCUAUCAUUCCAGUCUUCCGGUGAUUCCCUAUUAUCCACCACGUUACUCAGACACUUUGGGGACAGGGACUCUCCAGCACGUGUACAAUUACGAGGUGUGCAGGACGACUGACUCCAGAAAGAGUGACUGUAAGUUCGGCAGAGCCGGUAGUCAGAACGUGCUGAUAAUGGAGCCCAGUUGUACAGGGACGAUGCAGCGGAUCCAGAAUGAAAAGAACAUCCUGGAUGAGCCAGACUCUCCUGUCGAGGUCAGUUAG